Messenger RNA from Thalassophryne amazonica, 1587 nucleotides. RefSeq names its product tRNA methyltransferase 11 homolog (gene trmt11). The record is from RefSeq and is a predicted model, not a curated record. The transcript has 13 exons. Gene Ontology annotation, biological process: methylation. Gene Ontology annotation, molecular function: nucleic acid binding. Lineage: Eukaryota; Metazoa; Chordata; Actinopteri; Batrachoidiformes; Batrachoididae. Gene Ontology annotation, cellular component: cytoplasm. Bases 63 to 1535 code for a protein of 490 amino acids.
UAACAUGACGAUACGUAUGCAAAAUUUAGCAAGGUGUACGCGAAUGUCAAGUGUAAAUUUACAUGCAUCUUCAGCGGUUCUAUGUUUGUGAUCCCGGUGUUUCAGUCCGGACCUGUUUUGAGGUCGCAUCCAACAUGGCAACCUUUACUGGCCGCUCGUGUCUGCAGUAUUUACUUCAUCUUGCUCAGGAUAAUCUCGACUUCAGGUUACCGGAGAUUAAGGCUUUGCUGGCUCUAACAGGAAAAGCUUUCCAUCCUUGUCACAGCUUUAGAGAAAAGUCUCCUUUUUGGUGUCUGGAUGGUUUAUGUGAGGAAGAUGUCCGCAGCAUCACAACUCGAUCUGUUUGUGCAAAGUCUGCUUUUGAAUUGUGGGGCCACGGACGAACACACAGUGAACUCAGAACAUCCCUCUUGAACUACCCAACAGAGAAGAUGUCACCAUUCUUGUGCGCAGGAUCCACAUACAAGAUCAGCAUCCGCACCUUCAACAAAUCUCUAGAGUUUACAGAGAGAAUCAAAAAGAUUGAUGCUUUGGACUAUCUUCCAUUUGAGGGAACAGUGAGCCUGAAGAACCCUCAGCACAUCUUCUGCUUGUUAGAAGAUUACGGCAGCAACCCCAACGACAUUCCAGACGAACCACACUAUGUCUAUUUUGGGCGCUGGAUAGCAGAUGGACAAAGAGAACUGAUUCGCUCCCACAGUGUGAAGAACAGGCACUUUAUAGGCAACACCAGUAUGGAUGCUGGUCUGUCAUUCAUCAUGGCCAACCAGGCUAAAGUCAAAGCAAACGACCUUGUCUUUGACCCGUUUGUUGGUACAGGCAGUGUGUUAGUCGCAUGCUCACAUUUUGGAGCCUAUGUCUGUGGGACUGAUAUUGAUUACAACACGAUUCAUGGAAAAGGUAGGUCAAGCCGCAAAAACCAGAAGUGGCGAGGGCCCGAUGAGAAUAUUAGAGCUAAUCUACGGCAGUACGGAACAGAGAAGUCCUAUGUGGACGUGAUGGUGUCUGAUGCAUCCAAGCCUGUGUGGAGGAAGGCACCUCUCUUUGAUGCCAUCAUCACAGAUCCGCCAUACGGUAUCCGUGAAUCCACAAGAAGAACAGGCUCCCACAAAGACAUAACUAAACCACCGGAUGGCACCUACACAGAGUCUCACGUUCCUGUCUCGCAGGAGUACCACCUGAGUAACAUGUUCAUGGAUUUGUUACAGUUCUCCGCCUAUCACUUGCUCAUGGGCGGGAGGCUCGUCUACUGGCUGCCCGUCUUCAGACCCGAGUACUGUGAGGAGAUCAUUCCCUCUCACCCAUGUCUUAGGCUGAUCAGUAACUGCGAGCAGGAACUGUCCAGUCAUAUGUCAAGACGCCUCAUCACCAUGGAGAAGAUCAAGGAGCCUGAGGAAUUAGACAGCCUGGAUCGCCUGUCUGAGCCGCACUUCAGUGCCUACCAUAAGCUCAACGCCUUUAGAGAAAAGUAUUUUAGUGGAGUUAACAAAAGGUUUGGCAAAGAAGAUAAACCAAAUGGCCAAAUUUUAGACUGAAUGAAGUACGACUCAAGAGGAAGAUGAGAUGAAAUCCCUUCAGAACCUCAGU